AUGACGGUGAGAAAUUAUGUGAAAAAACGAAGUGGCCCUAGUUAUACUCCAAAUGAUUUAGAAAAAGCUGUGAAUGCUGUUAAAAGCGGAAGUCUUACAUAUAAUCAAGCUUUUGAAGAAUUUAAUGUUCCUAAGGCAGUAGUUUUUAACCGUAUAAAAGGAAGAAAAACUCCAAUGUCAUGUACAAAAGCUGGUCGGUCUCGUGUUUUCUCUGAUGAGAUAGAAUUAGUACUUGAAAAAUGUUUAAUAGCUAGAUCAAAAAUGGGUUAUCCAUGCGAUAAAAAUGAAUUUAAAGAAUUAGUUGGACAUUUUAUUAAGCAAAGUAAUUUUAUCACACCAUUUAAAAAUGGUAUUCCUGGAGAUGACUGGUAUUACGGAUUUAUGAAAAGGCAUCCUAAAUUAUCAUUUAAAAAACCUGAACAACUACAAAAAGUAAGAAAAGAUGCUAGAAAGCCAGAAGUAGUAUACGAUUUUUAUGAAAAACUGAUGGAUGUUGUUGUGGCAAAUAAUAUGCAGAAUCGCCCAGAGUUCUUUUUUAAUGCAGAUGAGAGUGGGUUCCACACAGACCCUUCAAAACUAAAAGCAAUUGGUGAAAAAGGACAACCUUUUAAUCGUAUAGUUGGAGGUUCAGGUAGAGAAUCAAUUUCUGUAUUAGCAUGUGUAUCAGCUGAUGGUAAAUAUUUACCACCAUUAAUAGUUUUCAAAGGAUGUGCCGUUCAAGCUCGAUGGACCUCACCUAAAGCCUAUCCAGGAACAUUUUAUGCUGUUAGUAAGAACGGUUGGAUGGAAGAGUCUGUAUUUUUUAACUGGUUUAGUCAGUGUUUUGUUCAUCAUGUACAACAACUUCGUCAAUAUAAUAACAAUGAAAGCCAAACUGCUCUCCUUUUAUUUGAUGGGCAUUGUUCACACAUAAGUAUUAGGAUAUUUUUAGUCAUAUAA
Molecule: messenger RNA, 939 nt
Organism: Metopolophium dirhodum (rose-grain aphid)
Lineage: Eukaryota; Metazoa; Arthropoda; Insecta; Hemiptera; Aphididae
Exons: 3
Coding region: 1-939 (312 amino acids)
Cellular component (GO): nucleus
Molecular function (GO): DNA binding
Source: RefSeq, a predicted model, not a curated record